Messenger RNA from Pecten maximus, 1761 nucleotides. Its product is annotated as peptide chain release factor 1-like, mitochondrial. The transcript has 8 exons. NCBI's taxonomy places the organism in Eukaryota, Metazoa, Mollusca, Bivalvia, Pectinida, Pectinidae. Gene Ontology annotation, molecular function: translation release factor activity. The record is from RefSeq and is a predicted model, not a curated record. Gene Ontology annotation, biological process: translational termination. The coding region runs from base 133 to 1626 and encodes 497 amino acids.
GAUAUUCUUAAAAUUUGUGGAAACCAAGAUGUCUGCGCCCUUAGAACAUGCAGGUACCGAGGGUAACGUGGAUGAUCUCCAACAGUUACGAAGAUGUUCCUGACCCUGUUUCUUUGUUAAAUUAAUUCUAAGAUGGCAUCCUCCUUUACCCCGAAGAAAUCAUUUCUAAAGAUCUGGAGGCUUACAGGAAAAGUGACCAGGUCUUUUCAACAGUUUAAUCAACAACGAAGAUUUCCUGAAGGUCUAAAUAAAGAAAAUGAUUAUUACAGAACAUUGUCAAAGAUCAAACAUGUUUUUUGUCAUCCAUUUGUUAAACGGACCCCUUCUUGUUUAAAUGGUAGACUGAGUAUAUGUAAGAGGACUUUCUCAUCACAGAUCUGUAACAAACCAUCAAGUUGUAUAUAUUUGUGUGGAGUUCAUAAGGUUCAGCGUUGUUUGUUACUCAGUUCUGACGUAGAACAGACCGCAGGAUUCAUCCAUGUCCGUGGUUAUUCAUCAUCUGCUAGUCGUGUGUCCUUUGAACUUUUUCAAAAAUACCUGGAUAAAUUAAAUGAUGAACAUGUUGAUCUACAAAAGAAAUCACACAUGAAGAAAAGUGAGAUGAGACGUAUGCAGAGUUUAGAACCUGUGUUGGAGUUACGUCAGGACUUUUUACAGAAACUUACAGAUUAUGAAACUCUGGAGACAUUGAUUUCAGGUCUGGGUCCUGAUGAUGAAGAGAUUCGUUACAUGGCAGAACAGGAAAAGAGAGAGUACAGAACACAAAUAGAGGAACUGAAACAACAGAUACUGUCCUGUAUCAUACCCGAGGAAAGUACAGACAAAAACGACAUCAUACUAGAGGUGUCCCAAGGAAUUGGUGGACAGGAGGCUAUGCUGUUCGCUGCUGACCUCUUUGAAAUGUACCGGGGAGUUGCAAGGUACAAGAACUGGGAGUUUCAAGAGAAUGUUUAUGAUGACGAGACUGUCACAGGUGGUAUCAGGAAGGCUUCAGCUUCUAUAAGAGGAGAGAAUGUAUACAAGUUCUUCAAGUUUGAGUCUGGUGUUCAUCGUGUCCAGAGGGUGCCUGCUACUGAACAACAAGGGAGGGUCCACACUAGUACAGCAACAGUGGCUGUCCUACCACAACCUACUGAGAUUGAUAUGAUGAUAGACCCUAAGGAGAUUAAAGUAGAGACGACUACAGCUACAGGAAAAGGUGGACAACAUGUGAACAAAACAGAAAGUGCUGUGAGACUAACACACCUUCCUACAGGAAUAGUAGUGUAUUGUCAAAGGGAAAGGUCACAGGUCAUCAACAAGGUUAUUGCUAUGGAGCAACUUAGGACAAAGGUAUAUGCCCGUCAUCUGAAAGCACAGGUGUUAGAGUAUAAAGCUCAAAGACAAUUACAGGUCGGCUCAGCUGCUAGGUCAGAGAAAAUUCGCACUUAUAACUUCAAUCAGGAUCGCAUCACAGACCACAGAUUGCAUGAGAAUCUGUUUAAUAUUGACACAUUCUUUAAAGGCGGUGAAGAUAUGGACUUCCUGAACAAAAAACUGCAAGAGACAGCACGCGAGGACAUUAUUGAGGAGAUUCUGGAUCAAUUUGAGAUCAAGGACACGAAAAAAAUCAGCAAAAAGAAAUGACAUACAUAUAUGUACAUUGUUUUCAUUUGUAUGAUGUAAGAUUUAUAUAUUAUGAAAUGUUUAUGGGAUUAAAAUCUAUUGUAUUUAAAAAUAUUAAAACUGUUGAAUAAAGGUAAAAUAAAGACACAAAAAAAA